GAAAACGUGUUAUCUUGAUGAGUUUGAAGAACCUCAAAGGAAAUUAUUAAGCUUAAGCAUUAUUCCCCUAAACGACGACGGGAACUGUGACAAGUUGCGGAUACUCUUUUUGAAGAUGAUCUCAAGUCAUUCUCCGACAUCAAACAGAUCAGAUGGAUUGUCAGCAAAGAGCGAGCUCUAAAAUCUAUUUUGCACAAUUUGCCAUCUUUAGCCUCCCACUUAGAGCACAUGGCCGUCGGUGAUGGCAAUAGCGAUGAAGAGAAGUCCAGGGCACGAGGCUUGCUGGAUAAUGUUUUGAGCUUCCGGUUUGUUUUUUGGCUUCAUAUUAUGCUAGAUUUUUUAGUGUUGUGCCACAAAGUUUCACGAAAAUUUCAGCAAGACAAGUUAACAGUACUUGAAAUUCCAGAUAUCAUCACUGGUUGCAUUGACGGUCUUUCUGAUCUUAUUGAACAAGGCGGAGACUAUCGAAAAUCAUUCAAUCUGAAAUUCAAUGCUUACAAAAACAAAUUUGGCAAAAUUCAGUUGCGAGGUAGAAGGAUGACGAGAGAAAGUGCGAAAACAGACGGCAUAGACUGGGACAUGAACGCAACAAAUCUAGUUGAAAGUUCGAUAGCGUAUCUGAAACAGAGAUUUGCCUGCUUUGAUGAAGAACCAUUGAAGCAUUUCAAGAUAUUUAAUUUUAAGUUAUGGCCAUACAACGAGAGCGAGUUAAAGAAGUUUGGUCAUAAUGCUAUCAAAUCCCUACUGGAAGCGUUCUAUCCAGCUCUGGAGAAGGCUAGCUGCAAAAUUAAUGAGGUGCCCAGUCAAUGGGGCAGACUCAAACGUUGUCUGCUGCCACUUCGCACUUCUCCUUUACUUCCAGUGUAUAGUGAUCUAUUGAAGGCAGAGUACAAGAACCCAGAUCUAAGCAGUAUUUUGCAUCUUGUUGACAUCAUGUUCACCAUCAGUCCCAGCACUGCUGAAUGUGAGCGUCAAUUCUCAGGUAUGAAAUUGAUCAAGUCAAAUCGACGUAGUAGAUUGCAGCAGGCAACUUCAGACAACCUAAUGAGAGUUCACUGUGAUGGUCCUGAACUGGAACAGUUUGCCCCUGAUAACGUCAUCAAUGCAUGGCUUAUGCGGACACCUGGGAGCCGCCAUAUUCAUGGGCAUCACACUUCUAGAAAGCGCAAAUUCAGCGAACUUGACCAGUCUGAUGAGUCGGAUGAGUCAAUUUGA
This is a messenger RNA of Corticium candelabrum, 1215 nucleotides long. Its product is annotated as zinc finger protein 862-like. The record is from RefSeq and is a predicted model, not a curated record. The coding region runs from base 229 to 1215 and encodes 328 amino acids. The transcript has a single exon. NCBI's taxonomy places the organism in Eukaryota, Metazoa, Porifera, Homoscleromorpha, Homosclerophorida, Plakinidae.